UUGUAAGUGCGGCGAUGGUCAGGUGAGUGCGACGGCUGCGAUGGGGGAUGGCCAGCACUGUGGUGGCAGCGAUAGCGAUGGCAGCGAUGGCGAUGGCAGCGAUGGCGAUAGCGAUGGUAGCGAUAGCGAUGGAAGCGAUAGCGAUAGCGAUGGGAGCGCUAACGAUAGCGAUGACAGUGAUAGCGAUGGCGCUAGCGAUAGCGAUAGCCAUGACGCUAGCGAUAGCAAUAGCGAUGGGGGAUGGCCAGCACUGCGGUGGCAGCGAUAGAGAUGUAAAGCGUUACAAUGGCCAGCGCUGCGAUGACAGCAAUAGCGACGGUAGCGCUGCGAUUACAGUGAUAGCUUUGCAUCGCGAUGGUGAUGAGCUAAGCGCAUCGAUGGCGAUGGUGCAUGGCGAGGGUGGGAAUGGAUUGCGGACUUGGUAUAUCCAACGCCGUUGACAUUUGCAAAAUGUCCCAAUGACUGUGACACCGGAACUUAUAGAUUUUCGGUGUUUUUGACCUCUGUGCAUAACGAAUC
Chara braunii is the source of this 519-nucleotide messenger RNA. Lineage: Eukaryota; Viridiplantae; Streptophyta; Charophyceae; Charales; Characeae. The record is from the annotation of a GenBank genome assembly.